CUCUAGGUGAGGCGAACAGACGGACGCCCUUUAAUAGUUUGUACAUUGUCUGUGAUAUUUUGUGCCAGCCAGUGUAACUAUUAACCAUGAAGCUAAAGUCAGAACUCCUGAUACAGCCCUCGGGUGAGAUGUGGAAGAAAAUCAGGGAAGAAUUGAAGGAGGACCUUGAGACUUGUGAUAGGGACGCGGCGCUUAUCAGGGAUUGGCUGAAGAAGCAGCCGCAUCUGCCUGAUGACUGGGAUUACCAAUGUCUCCUCAACUUCCUUCGCGGCAGCAGUUACUCCCUGGAGAAGUGCAAGCGAAAACUGGACAUGUACUUCACCAUGCGAGCCGCUUGCCCUGAAUUCUUCACUGAGAGGGACAUCACUAAACCGGCCCUUAGAAGUGUUUUUGAUACGAAAAUACAAGGCCCACCACUUCCAGGGUUAACAGAGAAUGGAAGAAGAGUCACACUAAUCAGAGGCACCCAUCCCAACCUCGAUUCCAAGCAGAUCACAGACGUUCUGAAACUGGCCCUCAUGAUUGGAGACAUCCGACUGACGGAGGAGAAAGUAGGAGUGGCUGGAGACGUGUACAUAAUAGACGCCAGUGUCUUGGGACCUAGUCUGCUGGCUAGACUAUCUCCUAGCGUUAUCAAGAAAUUCCUGAUUUGUGUUCAGGAAGCCUAUCCAGUUAAGCUGAAAGAAGUCCAUAUCAUCAACACAUCGUCAAUCGUUGAACGCUUUGUCAACUUUAUCAAACCCUUCCUCAAAGAGAAAAUCAGGAAAAGGAUAUAUGUCCACAAAGGUUUGAAAGAGCUCGGCAAACACAUCCCUCUGGACAUGCUGCCAACUGAAUAUGGUGGCAAAGGUCCCAGCAUGGACGAUCUGCAUGAGCAAUGGCGCUUUAAGAUAGAAGAGUAUCGUGACUGGUUCGCUGCGCAAGAGUCAAUAAAAGCGAACGAGGCACUCCGACCAGGACGGCCGACCAACUAUGAUGAACUCUUCGGCAUUGAUGGGACUUUCAGACAACUGUCUAUAGAUUAAUAUUUACUUUUAACCUUUUGAACAAUACAAUGGAAACAAAAAGUCACUUGUCAAGGUCAUAAGGGCUGGUGCAGACGCAUUGAAGCCCAAAACGCAUCUUUAAUAUGUACGUUUAGAUUGUUUAGGUAUUUAAUAGUUAUUUGUUUUAGGUACAAGGGGGCAAAAUUGUUGUUUAACCGCACGUGCCAAUAUUGAUACCCAAGUAAGCGAAAGAUUCCAAUAUUGAACGGUGAGCGUUGCGAGGGUUUCAAGGCACGAAGGUUAAACAAACUUUGCCACCGAGUGAAACACAAAAUUUUUCACCACACCAACACGAAUAAAAUACCGACUAUAAAACGCCAAACUAAAUCAAAUCCAUCACUUUAUUCAAUAUUUAUGAUCUACCAGCCAGCUGAAGACAUCAAGUUAAAAU
Molecule: messenger RNA, 1437 nt
Organism: Leguminivora glycinivorella
Lineage: Eukaryota; Metazoa; Arthropoda; Insecta; Lepidoptera; Tortricidae
Product: alpha-tocopherol transfer protein
Exons: 8
Coding region: 87-1025 (312 amino acids)
Cellular component (GO): membrane
Molecular function (GO): phosphatidylinositol bisphosphate binding
Source: RefSeq, a predicted model, not a curated record